Messenger RNA from Globicephala melas (long-finned pilot whale), 1604 nucleotides. It is a transcript of the gene DGKE, whose product is annotated as diacylglycerol kinase epsilon. Gene Ontology annotation, molecular function: ATP-dependent diacylglycerol kinase activity. NCBI's taxonomy places the organism in Eukaryota, Metazoa, Chordata, Mammalia, Artiodactyla, Delphinidae. The record is from RefSeq and is a predicted model, not a curated record.
GCGGUGGCCGGGCCCAAGGAGGAGGGAGGGGACGGAGCGUGACAGCCCUGGGCGCCGCCCCCUCGGCGCCGCAGGUCCGCGGCGCGGCGACCCGGAGGCACUGGGGUCGGGCCGCGGGGAAGACGGCGUGCGUGCCCCUCCUUGGAGAGAGCGGAGCCACCUGGGCCGACGGCGCUUUGGGGAUCCCCUGAAAGGCAGGAAGGAGGGCGGGACGGGGACAGCGAGCCCGAGGUGGACCCGCCCGUGUCUCUCCUAGUUAGAAAUAGACCUUGGGGAAGAUGGAAGGGGAGAAGCGGCCGGCGCCUUACGAGGGCCUCUUUGCGGACGGGCACCUGGUCCUGUGGACGCUGUGCUCGGUGCUGCUGCCCGUGUUCAUCACCUUCUGGUGCAGCCUCCAGCGGUCGCGCCGGCAGCUGCACCGCAGGGACAUCUUCCGCAAGAGCAAGCAUGGGUGGCGCGACACGGACCUGUUCAGCCAUCCCACCUACUGCUGCGUGUGCGCGCAGCACAUCCUGCAGGGCGCCUUCUGCGACUGCUGCGGGCUGCGCGUGGACGAGGGCUGCCUCAAGAAGGCCGACAAGCGCUUUCACUGCAAGGAGAUCAUGCUCAAGAAUGACAGCAAGGCCCUGGACGCCAUGCACCACCACUGGAUCCGGGGCAACGUGCCCCUGUGCAGUUACUGUGUGGUUUGCAAGCAGCAAUGCGGCAGUCAACCCAAGCUCUGCGAUUACAGGUGCAUUUGGUGUCAGAAAACAGUACAUGAUGAGUGUAUGAAAAAUAGCUUAAAGAAUGAACAGUGUGAUUUUGGAGAAUUCAAAAACCUCAUCAUUCCACCAAGUUAUUUAACCUCCAUUAAUCAGAUGCGUAAAGACAAAAAAACAGAUAAUGCAAUGCUAGCAUCUAAGCUUGGAAAGCAGUGGACUCCAUUAAUAAUCCUGGCCAACUCUCGUAGUGGAACUAAUAUGGGAGAAGGACUGCUGGGAGAAUUCAGGAUCCUCCUCAAUCCCGUACAGGUUUUUGAUGUUACUAAAACUCCCCCUGUCAAAGCCCUGCAACUUUGUACCCUUCUUCCCUAUUACUCAGCUCGAGUCCUUGUUUGUGGAGGGGAUGGGACUGUGGGCUGGGUCCUGGAUGCAGUUGAUGAAAUGAAGAUUAAGGGACAAGAGAAAUACAUUCCACAAGUUGCAGUCUUGCCUCUGGGAACAGGCAACGAUCUGUCUAAUACCUUGGGUUGGGGUACAGGCUAUGCGGGAGAAAUCCCAGUUGCACAAGUCUUAAGAAACGUGAUGGAAGCAGAUGGAGUUAAACUAGAUAGAUGGAAAGUUCAAGUAACAAAUAAAGGAUACUACAACUUAAGAAAACUCAAGGAAUUCACAAUGAACAACUAUUUUUCUGUUGGACCUGAUGCUCUUAUGGCCCUCAAUUUUCACGCUCAUCGUGAGAAGGCACCAUCUCUGUUUUCUAGCAGAAUUCUUAAUAAGGCUGUUUACUUAUUUUAUGGAACCAAAGAUUGUUUAGUGCAAGAAUGUAAAGAUUUGAAUAAAAAAGUUGAGGUAAGUCCUGCCGUGGGGCCGCCCCACGGGGCCUCCAGCCUGGUGUUUUAG